AGGGCCGCACAAGAACGUCUGAUGAAAGAAGCUCAGGAAAGUACAAGCCGGCUUAAAGAGAAGGCUGGUGAAGCAUUGGCCAUGCUGUCUAAUGACUCAGAGGCUGUUAAGAGCUUCACGGUUGAAGUAUGUACAGAAGACGAUGUCCAUGGUCUUACUGACUUGCUCGACUCCAGUAUCAAGACCAUCAAAUGUGAAAUAGGUGAAACAGAACCUGUGGAGAUAGAGAUCAACAUUUGUUGCCGUAUAAGUGCCACAGUCAUCUUGAAGCAUUUGAGGAACCGCGACAUGAAACUAACCUUAGAGAAGGUACUCGCGGAAUUGCUUCCUAUACAGGCGGAAGCAAGUAGCACAUCGCAGUGGUGGAGGCGUCUGAUCUCUUGUUCUUGCAUUGCAGCAUUCGGAAACGACAUAGAAAAUCGUUGCUUUACAGCAUUCAGAAACAACACAGCAAACCCAAGUGAUGGUGGGCACGACGAGCCUUCCACUUCACCGAUUCACCACAUCCAGCAGUGUGGGGAGAGGAGGCUGCAAGCAGAGCUCAUAUCACUUGUCGCGGUGAAUCUUGAAAAUAACAACUUUGAUUUUGCAGCAAUCUUAAUAUUACCACCACGUGCGUCGCCGGUUUCCCUGCUGGAAGAGUUUGUGGUGAAGCUCAAGAAGAUGGUGGAGGACAACAUGUACCCCACCCCUGCGUGCCUGGCGAUACAGAAGCUCACCUGCAAGAUGGUUACAGGAUUCCUCCAGCAUGAUCGAAACGUUGAAGUGAUCGGCAAUCAAAAUAUUGUUGGCACAUUACUGGAGGCUUCAAAGGAGAUGGUCGGGCUUGAGAGCAGCAUGCUUUUCACUGGCGUCCAUCAUGACUGCCACGGUGUUCCUCUGAAGCCUUUCUUAUCUGUUCUCGCUAACCAGGCAAAAGAUCUUUUGAAACUGAAGAAACGGGCUCAGACUCUGGCUCGGGCUCAGCUUCGGCGCACCAACAGUGCGCCUGCCGGUGCAUCAACAUCAUGAUUGUUGCGUUACGGAGUAUCUUUUUAUGUUAAAAAUACUGAAACGGGUAUCCAAUUCAGGGUGUGCUCCAUGCUUGCUGGUUUUCUUUGCUUCCUUUGUGGAUUUGUGAUAGACUUUGUAAUAAUGGGUACUGUGCACCUUUCGAUGUA
Messenger RNA from Aegilops tauschii subsp. strangulata, 1160 nucleotides. RefSeq lists its product as uncharacterized. The record is from RefSeq and is a predicted model, not a curated record. NCBI's taxonomy places the organism in Eukaryota, Viridiplantae, Streptophyta, Magnoliopsida, Poales, Poaceae.